Oncorhynchus mykiss (rainbow trout) is the source of this 5939-nucleotide messenger RNA. The record is from RefSeq and is a predicted model, not a curated record. NCBI's taxonomy places the organism in Eukaryota, Metazoa, Chordata, Actinopteri, Salmoniformes, Salmonidae.
GGCGGGCUCUGAUAGAAUUCUAGACAAAAUGGCGGAUGUUGUUGAUUUGCGGCAGGGUCAUUGAUAAUCGGAGUUCACCUUUUCACUGAUUUACUGCAAGACAUUAUACAGAAAUAAUAUACGACAAGUCAUAAUCGUUGAAUGGUGAGCUGCAAUGAAAGGCAAAGAAAGGUCACCGAUUAAAAAGCGUUCUCGGGCUUUGGAUGAUAUCCGAGACAGGGGAGGAGGCCACCCGCCCAGCAAGAAAAUGAGGGCUAUCUCGGUUUCCAGUGGGAGUAAUAAUGGAAAUAGCUCGACUAAAAGUGACGGAGGAUCUACGAGAAGGAGUUUGUUGGGUGACAAGAGAGGCCGGGAUUUUGAUGGACAUGUAUCGAGUCGAACCGGUGGGAGUAACCAUAGCUAUCCCGUUGCUGCUGCAACCUCUACCGGUAAGAACCACAACCUGGGCUUGACACUCGAUUUAGCCGCGGCAAGGACUAAUGCUCGCGGCGAGCGUGUUCCGCCUCCACCUAACAACAACGAGAGUGAGUACAAAACUCUCAAAAUCAGUGAACUGGGCACCCAGUUGAGCGAUGAAGACAUAGAAGAUGGACUUUUCCACGAAUUCAAAAAAUUCGGGGACGUGAGUGUCAAAAUAAGCCGCAGCAACGACGAGAGAAUUGCGUUUGUCAACUUCAGAAAGCCCGAGGAUGCCAGAGCUGCUAAACACGCACGGGGCAGGUUAGUACUUUAUGACCGACCUCUGAAAAUCGAUGCAGUGUACAUUAACAGGAGGAGAAGCCGUUCUCCAGUUGAGCGAGUUGACAGGGACCCAUAUGUUGGAGCCCUAGGCCACAGACACUUACACACCCAGAGACCCCUCUCCCCAUCUGUGCUUGGAUACAGAGACUACAGACUACAGCAGCUGGCCCUUGGGCGCCUCCCUCCUCCCCCACCCCCUCCUUUGCCCAGAGACCUAGAGCGGGAGAGGGAGUUUGCCCUGUUUGAAGCCAGGGUGCGCCCAGGUCCAGCUUUCAUUGCAGAGAGAGCUUCUGCUUUCCGCGAUGAGGAUUUUAUCUCCCCAGAGGAUGACCAAAGAGCUAACAGAACGCUGUUUCUGGGCAACUUGGACAUCACUGUCACAGAGACAGACCUGAGACGGGCCUUCGACAGGUUUGGGUUGAUAACAGAGGUGGAUAUUAAGCCCACACGUGGACAGACCAGCACAUACGGGUUCCUCAAGUUUGAGAAUCUCGACAUGGCCCACCGCGCCAAACUCACCAUGUCUGGGAAGAUAGUGGGCCGUAACCCCAUAAAGAUUGGCUAUGGUAAGGCCACCCCUACCACACGCCUAUGGGUGGGUGGGCUCGGACCCUGGGUCCCCCUAGCAGCAUUGGCCAGAGAGUUUGACCGCUUUGGUACAAUAAGGACCAUUGACUACAGAAAGGGGGACACCUGGGCUUAUAUACAGUACGAGAGCCUUGACGCUGCUCAGGCUGCGUGCACGCACAUGCGUGGCUUCCCUCUGGGUGGGCCUGAGAGGAGACUUAGGGUGGACUUUGCAGACACAGAGCACCACUACCAGCAGCAGUUCCUUCAGCCUCUUCCUCUACCCUCCUUCGACAUGGUGGCAGAGGCUUUCAUCCACCGCGCCAUAGCUGAGCCCCUGAGGGACAGGGAAAGGACUCCACCGCUGCUCCACUUCAGAGAGAGAGAACUGGGUUUCCCCGGGGCCGAGUGGCCCCCCAUCCCGGCUAUGCGUGAGCGUGUACGUCCCGGGACCUUUGAGCCGCUGGAGCGGGACCGGCGGCCGGGAGGGAGGGAGCCCUGGUCUCUGGAGCGAGAGCUGGCGGGGCGCGGCUGCGACCCAAGACGGAAACGACACCUUAUGGAUGACGGUCGCCAUCUUGACGUCUCUCCUGACAGCACUGACCGCACGGCACGCCGACACCGAGGGGGUCCAACCCCAGAUGGUAGCCCCAACGGGGGCCGCUUCAGUGACUCAGAGCGUACCCCUCGUGGCGGCGACGACAGACCCUCCCCUGGACGAGACCGUCGCCUCAGUCUGGAGCAUCCUGGCGGGGGAGACAGGAGACUAAAGAGCCUGGGGAGUCUUGCCGAAAGAGGGGCCUCCAGCAGUGGCCUCUCAUCCUCAGCAGGGGAACGGAAACGUAAAGCCGGUGACAGCAGCAGCAAAGGACCCGGAGCUAAGAGGGAUCGCUCCUCAGACCAGGGCGGCUCUAAAGGCAGUCAGUCAUCCAAGCUGAGCCUGGCCUGGCACGGCAUGCUCCUCCUGAAGAACAGCAACUUCCCCGCCAACAUGCACCUCCUGGAGGGUCACCAGGGCGUGGCCAAGGACCUCCUCGUCGACGGCCCCACGGGGAGACAGGUUGGGGAGCUCAAGAUCACCCAGCGUCUCCGCCUCGACCAGCCCAAGCUGGACGAGGUCUCCAGACGGAUUAAAGCGGCCGGCCCCGGCGGCUACGCCGUCCUCCUGGCGGUUCCCGGUUCCGGCGGCGAGGAGGUGUCGUCGACGGACCCUGCAGCUUCCACCCAGCGUCCUCUCCGAAAUCUGGUGUCCUACCUGAAACAGAAGCAGGCAGCCGGAGUCAUCAGCCUGCCCGUUGGAGGCAGCCGGGAUAAGGACCACCAGGGUGUUCUCCAUGCGUUCCCUCCCUGUGAGUUCUCACAGCAGUUCAUUGAUGCCUCGGCUAAAGCUCUGGCCAAAACCGACGAGGACUAUCUGGUGAUGGUCGUGGUGCGAGGUCCAUCAUAACCACAAUCAGAUAGAGGAAGGAAAACAUCAAUGAUAUUGUAAAAAAAAAGGAAAAAAAACUACUAUUGCAUGCUGUGUGUUGCGUUCUGCCUCAUGGGGUGCUACUAGAGAGUAGGGUUAUGGGGAGGAUAGGCUAUGUCACUAUUUUUCCCCACCAAAAUAAGUAUAAAAUGUCCCCCUGAAAGUCAACAAAUGUGUAAUUUUGGAACCCUGUUUUAUAAAGGGUGUGAUCAUUUCUAGCCAGUAUAUGCAGAAACAAUUCUGCUGGAAUAUUAUAAAAGGGGGGACAUUCUAUGAAUAAAAUGAAAAAUCUACUGUAAUUUAAAAUUAGGUAUAAUGGCCCUUUUUUUUUUGUUUUCAUUUAGGAAAACUUGAACCAACCGCUGUUUGUAAAAGUUGAAACUUCUCUCUUAAGAUUUGCUCUGCUGUUAGUGUUUGGUUGUAUUAUGUAAUAUUGUUAUACUACUUUAUGCUUAUUACAAUCAGUUGGCGUCAUUUAAAGUUCAUUAUAUAUUUUUAGCAAAAUAGUCACCUCAAAACCCUUUGUUAAAUAACCAUUUCUUUAUUCUAAAUGUCACAUUUUGAGAGAGAUACCAUCAGGCCCUGUUUUGACUGGUAUGGUGAGGCUAUAAAUCAUUCCGUUUGGAUUUCUCAUAAAAAAAAAAAUAAUGAUUGGGGACAUUAAUGUUGGGAUAUGUCCUUACUGGCUUUUCUCUAAUACAUGAACAUGUUCUAAACCUAGAAAUCUGAAUGUACCUAUAUGCACGGUAGGCUAUCUGGUGUUCGGUUACACCUGGUGUUUUACCCUGUGUAAACUGGUUCGGUUACACCUGGUGUUUUACCCUGUGUAAACUGGUUCGGUUACACCUGGUGUUUUACCCUGUGUAAACUGGUUCGGUUACACCUGGUGUUUUACCCUGUGUCACUGGUUCGGUUACACCUGGUGUUUUACCCUGUGUAAACUGGUUCGGUUACACCUGGUGUUUUACACUGUGUAAACUGGUUCGGUUACACCUGGUGUUUUACCCUGUGUAAACUGGUUCGGUUACACCUGGUGUUUUACCCUGUGUAAACUGGUUCGGUUACACCUGGUGUUUUACCCUGUGUCACUGGUUCGGUUACACCUGGUGUUUUACCCUGUGUAAACUGGUUCGGUUACACCUGGUGUUUUACCCUGUGUAAACUGGUUCGGUUACACCUGGUGUUUUACCCUGUGUAAACUGGUUCGGUUACACCUGGUGUUUUACCCUGUGUCACUGGUUCGGUUACACCUGGUGUUUUACCCUGUGUAAACUGGUUCGGUUACACCUGGUGUUUUACCCUGUGUAAACUGGUUCGGUUACACCUGGUGUUUUACCCUGUGUAAACUGGUUCGGUUACACCUGGUGUUUUACCCUGUGUAAACUGGUUCGGUUACACCUGGUGUUUUACCCUGUGUAAACUGGUUCGGUUACACCUGGUGUUUUACCCUGUGUAAACUGGUUCGGUUACACCUGGUGUUUUACCCUGUGUAAACUGGUUCGGUUACACCUGGUGUUUUACCCUGUGUAAACUAGUUCGGUUACACCUGGUGUUUUACCCUGUGUAACUGGUUCGGUUACACCUGGUGUUUUACCCUGUGUAACUGGUUCGAUUACACCUGGUGUUUCACCCUGUGUAACUGGUUCGGUUACACCUGGUGUUUUACCCUGUGUAAUUGGUUCGGUUACACCUGGUGUUUUACCCUGUGUCACUGGUUCGGUUACACCUGGUGUUUUAGCCUGUGUAACUGGUUUGGUUACACCUGGUGUUUUACCCUGUGUAAACUGGUUCGGUUACACCUGGUGUUUUACCCUGUGCAAACUGGUUCGGUUACACCUGGUGUUUCACCCUGUGUAACUGGUUUGGUUACACCUGGUGUUUCACCCUGUGUAAUUGGUUUGGUUACACCUGGUGUUUUAUCCUGUGUCACUGGUUUGGUUACACCUGGUGUAAUUGGUUUGGUUACACCUGGUGUUUUACCCUGUGUAAUUGGUUCGGUUACUCCUGAAAAUCCUGUGUGUUCAUGGAAUGGUUAACGGAACACUACAAAGUGGAUUGUGACAACAAUGUGUAACGGAGGUUGAAACACCUAUACAUGGGUUUUAGUUGCUGAGUGUAAAUUCUUAACUUGGCUGUGGUGUAGCUUAAAUACAGUGUGUUCAAUCGGUUUUCAGAUGUGUUUUAAUGUUUAAGCGACUCUCCAGUAAUAUUUGGGCAUAUUGAGAGGCUGAAUGAGGAAUUUAGAAGUGAUUUUUUUUUUGCCCAGCUAAUAUAGAUGGGUCCAUCAAUGCAAUGACGCGACAAACAUAUAGUCUACUAAGAGAGAUGCUAAGGGUAGAUUUUAUUGUGUACAUUGUCUUUAGCACCACUUGACUCUUGGUAGUACGUUGUAACCUAUAACCUUUGACCUAUAAUGUGUGAUAAGAUUACGCUAGAGAAAAAAACAGACUUUUAUUUGUUGGUCCGGUUUCAUUCAAUCAACAUGCUUUGUCGCCAAGUUUGUCUAAAUAUGACAAUAUCUUAAUGCUAUUUGCUAACAAAUGAUAUACAGUAAACCUAAUAAUCAAUCAGUAAAAGGGGUAUUCAAUAUAUAAACUGAUAAUUUAGUUUUUUUUUUGGGGGGGGGGGAUUGUACGUUUUUAUAAGUUGUAGUGCUAUUAUGUCCCCUUUGUCAGCCAACAGUUAUAUUUUUAAGACCUAUAUUUAUAGCCUACUGUUGGUACCAGUAUAUGACUGUUUCUUAAAAGAAGGUUUUAAGAUGAGGUUGGUUUAGUUUUAUCUGUUGACAAAAUUGUCUGAGAAAAAAAAAAGGAUGUAUUUGUCUCCCAAGUUCACUGCCUCAAAUGUGGACUUUUCUUUUUUUUUUAUGGCUUUAAAACCUUUACAGGAAACUCUGAAGAGAAGGAAACUACUUAGUGUUUGUAACAUUUUCACUGAGAAGGCAGCUUUUAAGUUGUGGUGUCAUUUUGUGUUGUUUAAAGUGGAAUAAUUAGGACCCUCUCGCUUUGUGCUUGCCUACCUGAUUUCAUUGGGAAGACAAGAAAUGGAAAAUCCUCUCCCCACACUCGUCUUACUGCCAAGUUGUUUAAACACUCAAAGAGAAAGUGCAUUUACGCACUUAUUAGUCCUCUAAAUAUCAAUAAAUUGUUUCAUUUGAGGGAAA